Cuculus canorus (common cuckoo) is the source of this 2377-nucleotide messenger RNA. RefSeq names its product BAG cochaperone 3 (gene BAG3). Gene Ontology annotation, biological process: muscle cell cellular homeostasis; protein stabilization; negative regulation of striated muscle cell apoptotic process. The transcript is spliced from 4 exons. Gene Ontology annotation, molecular function: adenyl-nucleotide exchange factor activity; protein-folding chaperone binding. The coding region runs from base 159 to 1844 and encodes 561 amino acids. Gene Ontology annotation, cellular component: cytoplasm; nucleus; cytosol. The record is from RefSeq and is a predicted model, not a curated record. NCBI's taxonomy places the organism in Eukaryota, Metazoa, Chordata, Aves, Cuculiformes, Cuculidae.
CCUCCUCCUCCUCCUCCGUUUCCAGACACUUCCAGCCCGGUUCCUCCGCCCCCCGGCCCCGCGGUGCCAUAAAGCGGCCGGAGCGGCGCCCCCGCCCGGCACUGGGAUCGGAGCGGGCAGAGGCGGAGCGCAGCCCUCGGCCCCGGAGCAGCCCAUCCAUGAGCGCCGCCGCGCAGCCCCCGCCGCCCCCCGCGCCCAUGGACGGCAGCGCCGAGCCGCUGCCCCCGGGCUGGGAGAUCAAAAUCGACCCGCAGACCGGCUGGCCUUUCUUCGUGGAUCACAACAGCCGCACCACCACGUGGAGCGACCCGCGGGUGCGGGCGGCAGCGCAGGAAGGCCAAGCGUCAGCAAACGGUCCAUCUCGUGAUAGCCCCAAGCAGCAGCCAGCGAGAGAAGGAAACAUGGGCUACCCCAAGCUCCGGGCUGGCUAUAUCCCUAUUCCCAUCAUCCACGAGGGCAUCGAUGGGCGACGGCAGCACCCCUGCUUCUCUGCUCCGCAGCCCGGCGUGCAGCGAUACAAGACAGAAGCCAUGCCCACGUCAACGCAGGCGCAGCCACCUCUGAGGGGGGCCUAUGCCGGCCCUGAGUCCCCUCCAAGGGGACCGACGGAGGCUUCCCAGGCGGAUAAACAGUGUGGACAGACAACGGCAGCUGCUGCAGCCCCAGCGCCGGCUGCACACGGACCUGAGCCUCAAUCUCCUGGAGCUCCCGAUUCUCCAACAGUUUCCUCUCAGACCACUGGCAGACCCAACGCAGGGAGCCAUCAGCUUCCUCGCGGUUAUAUUCCGAUUCCUGUGAUCCAUGAAAAUAUCCAACGGCAACCACCGCAAGUCUACCACCAGGCGCAGAAGACGCACUACCCUGCCCAGCAGGGCGAGUACCAAGCCCACCAACCAGUGUUCCACAAAAUUCAACCCGAUGAGAGGGAGCCGAAGCCAGCGCGAGCGCAGUCUCCGUUCCGAGUGGCUCAGAGAGGUUCAUCGAGCCGCGAAAGCUCCCCGGCCAGAGUUACCACCCAGAUACAGCCCCCAGCUCCCAUCAGAGUGCAGACAGUUGUAGACAGACCCCAGGUUUCUCAGCAACCAGUCCCACCUCAAGAGCCACCAAGACCACCUCCACCACCUGAAAUGAAGCCAGAGAACAAGGCAGUCCCACCACCCGAAACUGAGAUGCCAGCGACAUACGUCCCAAUUCAGGUCACCCACCAAGAACCGGAUCCUAAACUGCCACCCCAGAAGCCUCCAGCCACAGCAGAGAAAGUCGAUAAAAAGGUUCCUUGCCCAGCUAAGGUUGUUCCCCCACAGGAGAGACCUCCUCCUGAAGAAACAGCAGCACCGAAGACAACGGAAACGGGAGAACCUCCAAAGCAUCCUGGUGUUUUGAAAGUGGAGGCAAUUCUGGAGAAAGUACAAAUGCUUGAGCAGGCAGUCGACUCCUUUGAAGGCAAGAAAACUGACAAAAAAUACUUGAUGAUUGAAGAGUAUUUGACCAAAGAGUUGCUAGCCCUAGACUCGGUGGACCCUGAGGGUCGUGCGGAUGUGCGCCAGGCCAGGAGAGAUGGUGUAAGGAAGGUCCAGAACAUUUUGGAAAGACUUGAACAGAAAGCAGAAGAUGUCCCUGAACCAGUUCAAGUUGAUGGACUUGAGCCAAAUUUGCCAGAGCCAAAGCCCCCACAGGACAUCAUGGAGACUGAACCUGUGGUAGUCAAGAACAAGGAAGAUACCAGUAACAAAGAUGCUAAGGAGGAAACCAAAGUGGAAAAACAUCAGCCUGAAAAUAAGGAAGAAGUGUUUACCAAUCUGGCCACCACAACAAACACAUCCAAUAACACAACCAAACCAUAGCCCCGUGCUGAAAUCUCUCAGACUUUAUAACUGAAUGUGUGUUUAAGUGAAUUUUAAGUUGCAUGCAUUUCCAGAGCUCUUUUCAACUGUUUUUUAAUCGACAUAGCAGCUUGGGACACCGUAAACACUUUGUGGGGGAAGGAGGGAGAAGAAAGAGAGUAACGCAUUUAUCCUUUAUUCUUACACUAUGUAAAAGCCGUGUUUCAAAAAUAAAUCCUGUACCUUAACCACUUUUAGAUCAGCUGAGUGAAAAGAACCCCAAGCAAAUGAACGACUUCAGGGCUAACAUUGACGCGUGGUGUUCAGGGUGUGUUCUUUCACAGGUGAUCUUCAUACAAUCGAUGGCCUGUGUGGUCCGAACACCUGUCCUCCUGUACCCGUAGCCACUCUUAACGGUUAAUGUUUUUAUUUUCAUGUUCACAGUUGGGCACUUUAACGAUGGAUAGAAAGUGUGUAAGAAACUGUAGGGAUAUUUAUAUGUGUGCAGGACUUCAAUGCUAUAUUUUAAGAGGGAAAUAAAAUAAUACAGAAGC